AUGCGUGCUCGCUCUCUCCUGCGGCAGCAGGCCUCAGCCGCGACGCUGCAACCCCUCCGCUCUAUUGUGGCCAUUGGGCUGCGUCAAGAGUUUGAGCCGCACUGGCCACUUCCGCUUCCGCCGCCGCUGCCGAUGCACAAGCGAAAGCAUACGCUGGUGCUGGACAUUGAUGAGACGCUCAUCCAUACGUACGCCAUGAGCCUUCAUGACAGCAGCAAGGAUAAAACCCGCGACCCAGCGUUGCAGGGUGUCUCCCUCAUCGACUACAAUGUGCUGCUUCGCCCGCAUCUGAAGGAGUUCCUGGAAGAGGUGAACCAACUCUUCGAGGUGGUCUUUUGGACGGCAGGGACCGCCUCGUACUGCUGCGCCGUGCUUGACGCGCUCGAGCAGCAGGUGAUGCAGCUGCCGCGCUCCUUCUACAGCCAUGUGGAGCUAGCCAAGGAAAGUCAUAAGAUGAAAAGCAGCACAAGCCACACAAACUUCUACGCCCUCUCACGCACACAGACGCUGGAGCAGCAAGGGUACAUGAAGUACCUUCCCAUGCUCGGGCGGAAGAUGAGCAGCGUCGUUAUGCUGGACGACAACGUGCGCAGCUUCCCACUCACGCCACGCAACGGCAUUCGCAUUGACCCCUUCGACCCUGACGACCGUGUGUUACAGCGUUACAUGUUCGCCCUGCGCCGGGUCCAGGAAGAGAAGCCGCAUGAGAUGGAAGACGCCCUGGUGCAGUGCCUGCAGCAGGGACAGCAAGAGGUUGCCCGUCUGGAGAAGGAUCGUGCCUUGCUGGAUGUGCUACCAGUGCUGCGAGCGGUGGCGCAGGUGCCCGCCGGCAAGGACGUGACAAAGGAGCUGGACCACUGGCGUGACCUCGAUUACGUCCGCUGCGACGACUUUAUGGAAACCAUGAAUGUGCGCUCCGCGGUGCGGCAGCAGAUACUCGGCGUCACGCUGGCCGAACGGCGCACCACACCGAUUCCGGCGCAGAAGCUGGGUUUCAUGAACAGCGGCUUUUUGGAAUCAGCGAACGCAGAGAUGACGCUGCACCACGCUCGUAGCGUGCGCCAUUCCAAUCUGUAG
Molecule: messenger RNA, 1077 nt
Organism: Leishmania mexicana MHOM/GT/2001/U1103
Lineage: Eukaryota; Euglenozoa; Kinetoplastea; Trypanosomatida; Trypanosomatidae
Product: putative NLI-interacting factor
Exons: 1
Coding region: 1-1077 (358 amino acids)
Molecular function (GO): phosphoprotein phosphatase activity
Source: RefSeq, a predicted model, not a curated record